Molecule: messenger RNA, 1008 nt
Organism: Fimicolochytrium jonesii
Lineage: Eukaryota; Fungi; Chytridiomycota; Chytridiomycetes; Spizellomycetales; Powellomycetaceae
Product: S-adenosyl-L-methionine-dependent methyltransferase
Exons: 5
Coding region: 1-1008 (335 amino acids)
Biological process (GO): C-terminal protein methylation
Molecular function (GO): protein C-terminal leucine carboxyl O-methyltransferase activity
Source: RefSeq, a predicted model, not a curated record
AUGCCGGCCUUCCCCACCAACGAAACCAUCGCCACAACCGGCCUCAACGAGGACGACACCAUCCGCUCAACAAACGACGACGCUUCCAUCUCUCGGCUCGCGGCGGUCAAUCUCGGCUACCUUCCCGACCCCUACGCAAAGCACUUCGUCCGGCGGGCUCAAAAGCGGCCCCCCGUCAUUAACAGAGGAACAUUUGCACGGUCAAAGGCGCUGGAGACACUCAUAGAUCAUUUCUUGGCGAGCGGGGACGGAAACCCGCAGGGGAAACAGAUCGUUAGUUUGGGAGCUGGAUCGGAUACGAGAUAUUUUCUCUUGAAGUCAGCAGGCCGGCAACCUCGAAAGUAUUUCGAGAUUGACUUCCCAGAGAUCGUCUCAAAGAAAGGGCAGACGAUCGCCAAAAACCCGCCGUUGACAAAGCUCGUAGGGCCGUUCAAGAUCGAGCGCGGCGGCCUAGAACUCCACGGAUUGGACUACCACCUCAUCUCCGGCGACCUCCGCACCUUCUCCGACCAGCUCAUCCCCCGCCUCAACUCGCUCGGCCUCGAUUCCACUCUUCCAACCCUCUUCCUAUGCGAAUGCGUGCUGAUAUACCUCCAACCGGCGCUCUCACGGACAAUCCUAAGCGCUACAUCCACGCUGGUCCGUGAAGGCGGCGGCGGCGGCGUGUUUGUAGUGUACGAGCAAAUCCACCCCGACGAUGCAUUCGGCCGCGUGAUGGCGCAAAACCUGCGGUUGCGGGGGAUUGAUUUGUUGGGAUGGAGCGAAUGGCCGGAUCUGGAGGCGCAGAAGCGAAGGUUCAAGGAGUGUGGGUGGGAUGCGGGUCGGGCGGUGGAUAUGAAUAUGUUUUGGGAGAGUUUGGACCUGGAGGAGAGGGAGAGGAUAGCGAAGUUGGAGAUUUUUGAUGAGGUGGAGGAGUGGCAGCUUCUGUCGGACCAUUAUUGCGUUUCAUGGGCGGUAAUACCGGGGACGGGGGAUAAGCUUGAUGGGAUUGGGCUUUGUCGGAGCUAA